AUGUCGUUUUCCUUCAAUCCUUUAGCUCCCGGGCUGCAUCCGAUGCAUCCACUUCUAUCGGGUGGAGGCGGUUUUCUUACAGCUCAACAAUUAGGAGCACCACCCACACCUGCCAAUGCUGCUCUUAUAGCUGGCAUAAACAAUAAACCUCUUGAGUUUAAAAUGAAACCGGUCCAAAAUGGUUCGGGUGCAGCCCCGAUGGAGCUGGAGACGGUAAACGAACACGAAACGAUCAAGGACAAUGGAAAUCCCUUGGUGGCGAUGGAAAAAGCUCGCGAGGAAAGCAUUAAUAAGAAGAUGCUAGAAGAGCUGCACAAGCAGCACCAAAAUCAGUUGCAGCAUGCUAACGGUGGUGAAUUAGUUUUCAACCAACUACUACAGCAACACCAGUCCCCACACCACGGAUUUAUGAUGAUGCCGGGUGUCAUGAACAUGGUGGACGGUUCAUCCCUUAUAAGCAUGCAACCAUUUCCGAUGAUGGCACCAAGUGCGGAACUAUCCGGUGCAUUAAAUGGAACCGCCAACACUGUCCCAUCUGUUACCGCAAAUGCCUCUGGUGCUUCUGCUACCGGUUCCACCAUCGUGGAGAAACCUGCAUCCGCCAAGGAAAUAAUCUACUGCAAAAGCUGCACCCUAUUUCCACCCAACCCGAACGCACCAACACCGAAAACAAUCGAACGUCCCCCCGGGUGUCGGACGGUGUUUGUCGGAGGACUUCCGACCGGCAUGACUGAAGAGGUAAUGAGAGAAAUUUUCGAACGGUGUGGCGAAAUUACCACGCUACGAUUAUCGAAGAAAAACUUUUGCCAUAUUCGGUACGUGUACGAGGCGUCCGUCGAUUCCGCCAUCUAUCUGUCUGGCUAUCGGGUGAAGAUUGGCAGCAACUUCAACUACGGUGGUGGUGGCACAGAAGCAAAAGAACCACCCAUCUUCGGGGUACUGCACGUAGACUACGCACAGGCCCGUGACGAUCAGUACGAGUACGAGUGUAAGCAGCGAAAGUUGCAGCGCGAAAAGCGACACCGAGAGCGGCUGGAGGAGGAUCGCUUUCGGUCACUUUCGCCACAACCCGUCGUGCACUACACGGAGCACGAAGCCGGUUCGGUGGCGGAACGGUUAAAGAACGACGAAACGUUCGCGAAAGCCGUACAGACGCUUGUGACCUGGCUAGAGCGGGGUGACUGCAGCAAAAAGAAUGCGAACAACUUCUACUCGAUGAUCCAGAGCACCAACUCGCACGUACGACGGUUGUUGAACGAGAAAAGCGUGUGCGACGAGGAGCUCAAGCGGGCCCGGGAACAGUACCGGCGGCAAACAAAGGGAAUGCUAGCACAGUUCAGUCAGAUUGAAAAAGUUUUCAAUGCGGCCAGUCACAAGAAGGUUUGGGAUCAUUUUACUAAAGCCCAAAGAAAAAACAUCGAUGCGUGGAAGAAGCAGUCACUGGACAUAAAGUGUGUUCAGCUGGAUGAUUACCCCGAUGAGGAUGGGAUGGAUAUGUCCGACGACGACCAUUCGGUUUCAUCGUUACCAUGCAAAAAGUCUCGCUGGGAGCAAGAUCAUAAAGAUCAUGCUGUCGACACGGAACGCGGCACUUCCGAUACGAUCGACCCUCAGGCAACGCACGACAGCGAGCUAAAGAUGAAAAUUCUGCACAUUGAGGUGCUGCAGGAAACGAUCCGCAACCUGCAGACCCAGCUGCUGGAAAAUAAAGCGAAAGAAACGGAAAGGCAAUCCCGCAUAUGCGAGCUAGAGGACGAGCUAAAGGAUGCAAACGUGAAGCAGCUGCUUCUAAAAACGAAAAUUGCCACCACGAAGGCGGCUGCGUCCUGUGCUGCGAGCAUUUCGUCAUCGGGCAAGGGUGGAGACUCGGAGAGUGAAGAGUGUGUCACAGUCAGUGUUGCACCGGAUACGGGCCCGUCUUUGAACGCGACUAAUCCGGCCGUCGAAAUGGUGUGCAAAGCAACGGCCACAACUGGAACUGGUUGUGAGAUGGUGGUUGGUGAACCGGCGUCCAUCGCACCGAACGAGCGGGAAGCCAAAAUACUUGCCUUUGCCUCAACGUUUCUUAUGAUCAACCCGCUCGGUGUGCCAUUGGAACAGAUCUGGGCGUACGUCGGCCAGUAUGUGCAUGAAAUGAAACCAAAGGAACUGGAAGAAACCUUCGCUCGGUAUCGGGAGCUUUUCGAACGGUGCAACUUACCGGUUAGUAGUAACGAUCAGUUGGGCGCGGUACAGAAACCCAGCCCAGGGAUCAAGUCUAGUCCUUGUUAUAGAUUUAUUGCCCACAAAUCACCCGUCAAGUAA
Molecule: messenger RNA, 2304 nt
Organism: Anopheles marshallii
Lineage: Eukaryota; Metazoa; Arthropoda; Insecta; Diptera; Culicidae
Product: ecto-NOX disulfide-thiol exchanger 2
Exons: 5
Coding region: 1-2304 (767 amino acids)
Biological process (GO): ultradian rhythm
Cellular component (GO): external side of plasma membrane; plasma membrane
Molecular function (GO): protein-disulfide reductase activity; RNA binding
Source: RefSeq, a predicted model, not a curated record